GAAUGUAUUUGUCCCAGGGCACUGAGCAGACUCCCAUGACACUUGUUUCAGUCUGGGCUUCACAGAGUCAUGAAGGUCUGGAAGAGACUUGGGAGGUCAUCUAGUACAACGUCUUCAUUUUACAGAAGAAGAAACUGAGGCUCAGAGAGAAGGAGGACUUUUCCCCAUCUUCCCAAAGAGAAAUAACAGAGUGGGUUCUGGGAUUCGAACCCGAAUCCUCUGAAUCCAGAUCCAGCACGCUCCCCCGAGGCCACACCUGGUUCUCAUCCCCGCUACUUUGCUGUGUGCAUCUCUUUUCAGCAUUAGAGAGGAAAGAAGCUGGAGCACGGGAAGCAGCCUGGAGCUCAGCCACUUUCAGAGCUCGAGCUUUGGACCCCUCCCACUGAGAGCUAAUGGAACCAGCACAUGCGCACUCACCUGUGUGUGACUUUUCCAUUGGGCCCAUGCAUGACACAGGAGGAUCUGAUAAAUGUUUGCGGAAUUGUCUGCCUCGAGGCGUUGCCAGGGCUACCAACUGUCACUAGGCUUGAAUCUUCUAUAACUGUUGGGCGCUCUGGAAUCUCUUAACCUCCAGUCUCCGGCCAUUGCAGUUUUCUGUAGUGGAGGCGAGGUCCCUGAGAAGGCUGAAAGGCCAAGAGAAAACCCCUCCCGAUUUCUCCCGACUGGCUCUGAAGCCCGGUAGCGAAAAUGAAAAAGAUUUUCAGUUUCAGCAGAAAGCGAACAUUUCCAGCCUCCGUCCCCCCGCGGAGGGACAGCGGGGUCCAAGAAUCUGACUCUAAUUCAGGAUACCUGAUUAGGGCCAAGGACCUGGAGAAGAUCCACAAAGCUGCCUCCACCGGGGAUGUGGCGAAGGUGCAGCACCAGCUGCUGCUGAGGAAGUCAGGCGUGAACGAUCGAGAUAAAAUGAAUCGGACACCUCUACACCUGGCCUGUGCUAAUGGAUAUCCAGAUGUUGUGACUCUCUUAGUAGAGAGAAACUGCGAUCUAAACCUGCUGGACAAUGAUAGUCUAACACCUUUAAUUAAGGCAGUACAGGGUCAACAUGAGGAGUGUGCUACUAUCCUGCUCCAACGUGGUGCAGACCUUAAUGUUGUGGACACCAUCAACAACACUGCACUUCAUUAUGCUGCCUUUGGACAGAACACAGCUAUAGCAGCAAAGCUGCUGAAACAUAACAUGGACAUUGAAGCAAAAAACAUGGAAGGCUUUACACCACUUGUGGUUGCAAUUACAGAAAGUAAUCUAGAUAUGGUAGAUUUUUUCUUAAAGAAUGGAGCAAAUGUGAAUGCCUCGGAUAACUCUAAAAGAACAGCCCUUAUGCAUGCUGCCAGGGGUAAAUCAAUAAGCAUAGUCAAUCUUCUUCUUCAAUAUGAUGUGGACAUCUCUUGCCGAGAUAAAUUUCUAUGGACAGCUUGCCACCAUGCCAAAGCCACUUGUCAUCCUAUGUAA
Messenger RNA from Phascolarctos cinereus (koala), 1449 nucleotides. Its product is annotated as ankyrin repeat domain-containing protein 7-like. Lineage: Eukaryota; Metazoa; Chordata; Mammalia; Diprotodontia; Phascolarctidae. The record is from RefSeq and is a predicted model, not a curated record. Gene Ontology annotation, molecular function: protein binding.